Messenger RNA from Anopheles coluzzii, 561 nucleotides. Its product is annotated as histone H4. The coding region runs from base 4 to 315 and encodes 103 amino acids. Gene Ontology annotation, biological process: nucleosome assembly. Gene Ontology annotation, molecular function: structural constituent of chromatin; protein heterodimerization activity; DNA binding. The record is from RefSeq and is a predicted model, not a curated record. The transcript has a single exon. Gene Ontology annotation, cellular component: nucleosome. NCBI's taxonomy places the organism in Eukaryota, Metazoa, Arthropoda, Insecta, Diptera, Culicidae.
AUCAUGACUGGAAGAGGAAAGGGAGGAAAAGGUCUGGGUAAAGGAGGAGCCAAGCGUCACCGAAAAGUGCUGCGGGAUAACAUCCAGGGCAUUACCAAGCCCGCCAUCCGCCGUUUGGCUCGGCGCGGAGGAGUGAAACGUAUCUCCGGCCUCAUCUACGAGGAAACCCGUGGCGUCCUGAAAGUAUUUCUGGAGAAUGUGAUUCGUGAUGCGGUCACUUACACUGAACACGCCAAGCGUAAGACCGUCACCGCUAUGGAUGUGGUGUAUGCUCUGAAGCGUCAGGGCCGCACUCUGUACGGUUUUGGAGGUUAAAUUUAUCUCUAUAAAACUUCCAUGUGGAGUCUCAAAUCAAACGGUCCUUUUCAGGACCACAAUACAUUACUCAAGAGCUGUGUCUUUCGCAACAUUAAAAUGUUUUAUUUGAGAGAAAAAAUGUCUAUGAUGGCUUCGAAUGGUGUGCGUAUAACAUUUUACUUGCAUAACAAGCACUCACAAAAGUUUGCAUGCGUUUGAAGCGUACAUAAAAGCGACGAUUGAAGUGUUUGUUAAAAUAUUGAA